Molecule: messenger RNA, 2444 nt
Organism: Sinocyclocheilus anshuiensis
Lineage: Eukaryota; Metazoa; Chordata; Actinopteri; Cypriniformes; Cyprinidae
Exons: 8
Coding region: 140-1837 (565 amino acids)
Biological process (GO): regulation of apoptotic process
Molecular function (GO): GTP binding
Source: RefSeq, a predicted model, not a curated record
AUGAGCAAUGUGUACUUAAGAGAUAUUUAAUUUACCUAUAAAAAAAAUCCAGGUUAAACAAACCUCAGUAACAUGUCAGCUGUCUCUUUAUACUGCUGCUUGUUUUUCUUAAAUAGGUGAAAGCCCUCUUCUCACAGAGAUGAGAAUUUGGCUCAUGAGUUUCAGUGAAACAGAAAAAUCUGUUCUAAACCUGAUUUUUGAUAAAGGAAAUUAUGAUGAAGCCGGCAGUGGGAGGCUUAAGACUUUCAAAGGUGCAAUGAACAAGAAGACUGUGCACGUGGUUGAUAUUGAUAUCUGCAAUGCCAAGAGGAUUCUUAGAUGGGAAAAACCGACUCUUGGACCCCAUGCCAUUCUACUUGCAUUUUCUCUGCAUGAUGACAGAUUCACAGACCAGACCAAAGAGAUUGUUGAAAAUUUGGAGUUUCUUGGAGAGAAAUUCUGGACUCAUGUCAUUGUAGUAUUUACAGAGGGAGACCGUAGUAUAGAUGAGUAUUCUGGAGCUCAGAGAAGUGUAUUGGAGUGGCUUCUUGAAAAAUGUGGACACAAAUCCUACAUCUGUGGCUAUGCACCAGAAACUACAGAGAGGAGAGAGCUUUCAGAGAGGAUACAGAGGAUGAUGAGGAGAAAUAAUUCAAUGCAUCUGGUCUUACCAGACAUAUCAGAUAGAGAUUCUCAAUCCCCUUUAGACAUUUUAAGGAAGCUAGAUGGGAAAGAUUACUUGUUCACUCCUGAGGUCAUCGUUCAAGAGGGGCAAAGGAAAUACAGGUUACAGUGCGACCAUGCAGGCUGGUUCCAUUGUAAGUUUACACAGAUUGGUUUUAACAUGGAGGUGGAAGGAGAGGUGCUAUACAGCACUGUUCUUCAGGACAGCGACUGUCCAGUUCCUGCCAACUAUUACCAAGCAGGACCCGUGUAUGAUAUCAAGUGUGUUCAGGGUGAGCUGUCUCAACUCAGACUACCUCACUGUGAGACAUCCAUUGAGGAUGCCCGCCACUUCAUGUCAGUUAUACAUUACUCUAAUCAAAUGGUUGAUAUUCUGAAACCUCAGAAUAUCACAAGCACACAUGUUACAGUGAGCAUCCCAGAAACAUCAAACUUUUUUAUUUCCAAAAUGGUAAACUGGUUUACGGAUCAUUGGUCUAAGACACAUGGCCAGGUGAUACUAUUCUAUCUACAGCAAGCACAUAGGCUGCAUGUGUUUCUAAAACCACGCAAUGUGGAUCCCAGAGAGGUUGAAAAAUGUAAUAAAGAUUACACAUUAAUCCAAACAGCUUGUGAAUGCAUGCUAAAAUAUGAAUGUGUGUACAGCAUAUCCUGUGAUCCUGUUGAGCAACAUGGACCUUCAGUGAGGCCAAAGAUACAACCGAUGGACACAAAACUUCAUUGCACUAAGCAGUGGAAACAUUACUAUCCAACAUUUGAUAUAAAGUUGCCAGAUGGUGUGAUGGAUGUGGGUUUACACCUCAAAAAGAAAAACCCCAAGAAAGGAAGGGUUGAUGUUGUAUGGAGCCGUGACAUAACACUGACAGACUAUACUGCAGAAAACAGGAGACCGACUCUAUCCACUGAUGAGCAGUGUGUAUCCUUUCUGAAAAAGAACAAAGCUAAACUUAUCCAAAAGGUGAAAAAUAUUGAUGCCAUUUUAGAUCACUUUGAAGACAUUAUUGUAGACGAACAGAUAGAUGAAAUCGGAGCAAUGACAACAAAUCAGAAAAAAAUGAAGAGAAUCUUUAAGAUCAUAGAAGGACAAGGACUUUCAUCGAAACGGAUGUUUUUUGAUUUGCUUUACCAGGAAGAACGAGGUCUUAUGGAUGAAAUGACAAAAGACAACAACUAACGCAUGUGAGAUGAACAACAGAGAAACUGAACAGGAAAAAUGUAUUAAUUUGUUAUGUUCAAGCUCCUGCUAUAACAUUUGUCAAAGCAUGUGAUAUUGUCAUUGACCAGUGUAUGUGCCAGUCUUUUAAAUGUUAGGGUUGUACUGCUUUACUGUGUGGCAAUGUUUAGAUGGAUUGUGAUGAUUAUGAUUCAAUGGAUUUGUCCUCCUUGUGAUCACCUCUUGCUUGUAAAUAAUAUUUCUUCAGAAGUAGAAGUGAAAUCAUUUUCUGUAUAAAGAGGUGCUGUAGAUUAUCUUUAAAUGAUAAACAUUGUCAGUUCAUAAUGUAGGCUAUGUCAAGUCUGGAGUAAUAUGUAAACUGGUGAUUUUUUUUAUUUAUUGCAAUUUGAUUCUCAGUCCUGGUGCAUUAAUAUUUACAAUUGAAAGAAACACAGGUGAUCUGCCUGUUAUUUUGUGAGAUAUUGUGAAAUGUGGUUUUAAAAUGAAAGAACACUGUUUAAUUCAUAAAUGCAUAUGUUUGAUGGCUAUCCCAUUGCACCAAAUAUUUUAGGGUCCUCAAGCCAAUAACUAAUAAACCAGUAACAUGUUUUUUUAUGACAAAUAUAGU